AUGUGUGAGCUGUCUGACCUGGCCUGGUCAGGUGCAGCUAUGAAACUUUUAAUUUCUCCUACUCAGAGGACAUUCAGAGGCUCUAAUGUUGUCCUUGGCUGCACAUUCUUAGUGGAUGGACCUUCUGUAGAACCUUCAUCCUUUAUUAUAAAAUGGUAUUUCAAGAGGAAAGAAAUUCUCACAUUCAGCAGUGAAGGCCUCAUCAUCCACCCCCGGAUGUCAUUUAAUGCUCAAACUGCGAGAAAUGGAGAUGCAUCUCUAUAUAUAUCUAACGUCACAAUCUUCGAUGACGGGACCUAUACAUGUUCUGUGAUGUACAAAAUGGAGCAGAAGGAGAAGAAUACCCAGCUGCAGAUAAUGGCUUCACCAAAAGUCAUGAUAACGAACAAAGUUGUCACUGAGAAUAAAGCGAGCACAAUGACCUGCACAGCCACCGAAUUCUACCCCCCGGAUAUCAAGAUUACAUGGCUGGGGGAUGAGCAACUUCUACAAAACUCAGAACUGGGUGAAAUCACAUUAAAUGACGAUCGAACAUUUAGUGUCCUCAGCACCGUGACAAUCACACCGUCCGAUGGUGACCGGGAUAGGACCUUCUCCUGCAGAGUCCUACACACCUCCCUGCUGGAGCCUAUGAGGAAGGAUUUCCAACUCGACAUUCAAAAAGAUCUCAACAUUGGCCUGAUCGUGGGUAUCAUUUGUGCAGUAUUCAUUCUAUUAGCAACUCUUCUGGGAAUAUUCUUCUACAUGAGACACAGAUCAGCGCCACAAACUGCAAAGAUACAGCAAUCAGAGCCCGAUGAGAUGGAUCAGCUCUGUCCACCUGAAGAUAAUGUUAUAAUGGAUAACCAACAGCAGCAUCCUUCCCCACAGGAGGCUUAUGUGAGGGAGGAGCCUGAGGCUGAUGUGAGGGAGGAGUCUGAUGACAUUAGAAAUGAUUGUAUGGCUCCCACAGACCCUUGCUUACCACAUAUAGAAGAGUCAAGUGUUAUAGAAUUAGAUGACUUUGAAGUAAUACACAAAUCAGAGCUGUAUGAUUAUCCAUAG
Nanorana parkeri is the source of this 1044-nucleotide messenger RNA. RefSeq names its product tapasin-related protein-like. Gene Ontology annotation, cellular component: adherens junction. The coding region runs from base 1 to 1044 and encodes 347 amino acids. NCBI's taxonomy places the organism in Eukaryota, Metazoa, Chordata, Amphibia, Anura, Dicroglossidae. The record is from RefSeq and is a predicted model, not a curated record. Gene Ontology annotation, biological process: heterophilic cell-cell adhesion; homophilic cell-cell adhesion. The transcript is spliced from 5 exons.